Messenger RNA from Microbotryum saponariae, 1696 nucleotides. The record is from the annotation of a GenBank genome assembly. NCBI's taxonomy places the organism in Eukaryota, Fungi, Basidiomycota, Microbotryomycetes, Microbotryales, Microbotryaceae.
AUGUCCUACAGAGAACUGGUGUAGUGUAGACGACGUUGUGCAGUACCAGCCUCGUAGCGGCGUUCACCUGUCUCCUCUCGACUCCAUGACAUCAUUGCGUACGCGUGCUCACACUCGCACCGCACCUUGUUCACAGGGAGAAUCUUUACAUUGUCAAGACUCUGAAAGAGUUCCAGUACAUCGACGAGUUUGGCAAGGAUCAGGGAGCGAACGGUGCGUUGACACCCCCACAUCGCAGAAUGCAGAAAUGACGCGGUCGCAGACUCAUAAAGAAUCCGCUCGAUCGUCUUGGCUACGUACAGUUCGACAAAAGGCCAAAGAUAUCACAAACCUGCUGUUGGACGAGCGACGAAUGAAAUCGCAACGCGCAACCCGACGUGACAUGCGUGACCGCAUGUCCGGAGCCGAAACCCGGCCCAAAUCGACCGAAGCGCGACCUGAUCGAUCCGGAGCGCGUUCUGGCGAUGGAGAUCUUGAGACUGCGAUUGCUGCGAGUAAGCGAUAUGCCGAGGAGGAGGCCAAGAGGAGUCAGGCCGACAACGAUCUGGAAGAGGCGAUGAGGCUGAGUCGAGAAGAAGAUGAGAGGCGGAGAAGGGAACUAGCCCAGAGCGGGAGCGAUGGACUGUUUGAUGAGCAACGGCAGUACGUUCUGCUCCACACAUGGGCUUUGAUUUUCUCGAAAGGAAUUUGAUCGAGGCUCCUGAUGAUUUUUUAGAAACCAAAACAACCUUAUCGAUAUCGACGCCCAACCUCAACAACCGAUGCAGACGGGGUGGGCGAGCUUCAAUCCCUAUGCGGCGCAACAGCAAGCCAUGCUUGAGGAACAGAUGCGCCAAGCCCAGAUGAUGGAGCUGCAGCGUCAGGUGGGUGAUGGGGUUCCGGUGUUGAACGUAGCGACCUGGACGAGAAUAGGCUGACGCUAAAGCCUUCGUUCUCGCCCCUUGCGCACAGCAACAAGAACAGCAGCAAUACCUAUACGCCCAACAACAAGCUCAACUGCAGGCACAAUACGCACAACAGCAACAACAAGAGGAGUACAUGCGCCAACAGCAGUACAUGUAUCAGCAGCAGAUGGCGCAGCAACAGCAGGCACUUCAGCCCCAGCCGACUGCGUUCGGUGCCAACAACCCUUUCGCCGCUUUCGCCGCUCCGCCUCAGCAGCUACAGCAACCUCAAACGACUUUCAACGACAACAUCGCCACUGCGACACCUCCGCGGCAGCCCAGUCCGCCGCCUGCGCUGCACCCGCAACAGACGGCGCAACCGGCCCGACAGCGGCCACAGAAGGACGACGGCAAGCACGCCCAGCUCGCCCAGCUGCUCGCAGGUGGCCGAGAAGAUGGCUUGGACACGUUCGGCAACAUUGGCAAUAUGCGUAUCCCAGUGUGAGUGUACAGUUAUUGUAUAUGCACCAAAUUUUCGUUGUCGUACUGAUCGUGCAAGAGUUCAUCUUCGCUUGGUUUAGUGGAGCUCAAUUCGCGACUCGAACAGGGGGUCUCGUUCAAGCGCAACCGACUGGAUUGGCCCGACCAAACCCGUUCAACAUCUCUCAAAACCCGACUCAGAAUCAACAGGUAUGUAAUUCGAGCCCCUAGCAGUCCACCUGUCGCAUCAACAGCCCGUAUUGCGAGACUGACUAGUGAGACCCCAACCCCGAUUGCCCCGACAGAAGGAUCAACCGUUCUUUACGAUCUGA